GUCUCUUUACUUCCGUUGCGCUUCAGCGGCUGCUGCUUUUACUGUCUAUGCUGCUGCUAUCAGAACAUGUCUGAAAAAAACAUGGAAGAGAAAGUUGAGCAAGCUACAAACAGUAAAAAUGUAUCUCUGCCGAUGUCGAGGGUGCGAUUAAUCAUGAAAAGUUCUCCCGAUGUGUCCUGUAUCAACCAGGACGCUCUUUUCUUGACAACAAAAGCUACGGAGCUUUUUGUCAAGCACUUGGCCCUGUCCUCGUAUAAAAAUGGUUCGGGUAAAGAGACGAACACGCUGUCAUACAGUGAUCUGGCCAAUGCAGCGGAGGAAACGGAAACAUUUCAGUUUUUAACUGAUAUCCUUCCUAAGAAAAUCCUGGCCAGAGACUAUCUAAAGUCACUGGAAGAAAUGAAAAAAGAUGAUGACAACCUGUGAUGUGAUGUAUGGCAAGUUGGAAAAAAUCACUGUGAACUCAUCCUGACCACUUCCUCACUAAAACAGUAGAUAAAAUCAUAGGACAUUGUCUUACAAAUCAGUACUUUUUACCCAAAGAGUUUUACUUUUGAACCUCUGUUGUUUUAGAGAGGUAAUAUACAUGUUUUACUUAAUGAAGUCAGUAUGUUUUAGCACCCACUUACACUUUGCUGUGUGUCAAAAUGUCUGUACCACUCUAGAUUUACAACUGAACCACUGUGAGUACUGCAAACCAGGAUAUAUGGUGCUUUGUCAUGGAUCAUUGGUGUUUAAUUACUGCUUGAUACCAAUAUUUUAUGUUUCGAGAAGAUCCAAACAUCUAUACAUUCAAUUCAAUUCAGUGUAAAAUCUUAUUGAAAAUGUUUUUCUCAGGGUUUAAAAUGUAGUUUAGAGGUAUAUUUCAUGCCCAUACAUUAACAUUUUCAUCACUGAGGAUAAAAAUGCAUUUGAUUCAUACUUGACUUUGGACUGCAGCUGAAGAUUUAUGUAGUGUACUGUAUAGUUUUUAAAUGCUUUUUGCUUUUCAUGCAGUUUGAUUUUUGUAUUUGAAUAAAUAAAUUUGCUGAUUGUGUUCA
Carassius auratus (goldfish) is the source of this 1040-nucleotide messenger RNA. It is a transcript of the gene chrac1, whose product is annotated as chromatin accessibility complex subunit 1. Bases 67 to 426 code for a protein of 119 amino acids. Gene Ontology annotation, molecular function: protein heterodimerization activity. The record is from RefSeq and is a predicted model, not a curated record. The transcript is spliced from 3 exons. Gene Ontology annotation, biological process: DNA-templated DNA replication; chromatin remodeling. Gene Ontology annotation, cellular component: nucleus; CHRAC. Lineage: Eukaryota; Metazoa; Chordata; Actinopteri; Cypriniformes; Cyprinidae.